Molecule: messenger RNA, 237 nt
Organism: Protopolystoma xenopodis
Lineage: Eukaryota; Metazoa; Platyhelminthes; Monogenea; Polystomatidea; Polystomatidae
Source: the annotation of a GenBank genome assembly
AUGUCGAAGUCGUCUUUCGAGACGAAUGCAUCGCUUGCAAUUCGCUUCAGCUUGCCUCCAAAAAAAGAGGCCACCUUCCCGUCCGGACGGCAGACACGACAUCAUCGCAUCGUCUCAUCAGCACCUCAAAAGCAUUCACAACUCAAUCCUGCUGCCGUGCGACUCCGAAUCACACUCGCGACUCUACUGGCAACACUUUACUUGGUUGGCCAAGUACUCUAUUGCCAGUCAGUCUAA